AUGGCAUCCAGUAAGAACUCACUCUCUGUACUAUUGAUGGCUUUCGUUCUCAUGGCUGUAGUAAGUGAAUUGGCAAAUGCAAGUUCGAUAACUUUAUACCGUUUAGGAGGUUGCAGCGGCGAAACUCGAACAUAUAGCAACUGUGGAUGCUCAAACCUUUUAUAUAUGGGUGGUUAUUCAUUUUCCUACACUGGUCAAACUGCUAGGCUGUAUAACACAGGGAAUUGUCUGGGUGGGAGCGUUGCUACUCUCAACGGCAAUGCCCGUCAAUGCAGCGGCGUUGGAUGGAGGAGUAUUAACAUCCAGUGUUAA
Papaver somniferum (opium poppy) is the source of this 312-nucleotide messenger RNA. Its product is annotated as antimicrobial peptide 1-like. Lineage: Eukaryota; Viridiplantae; Streptophyta; Magnoliopsida; Ranunculales; Papaveraceae. The record is from RefSeq and is a predicted model, not a curated record. Bases 1 to 312 code for a protein of 103 amino acids. Gene Ontology annotation, biological process: defense response; negative regulation of growth. The transcript has a single exon.